Molecule: messenger RNA, 3482 nt
Organism: Polistes dominula (European paper wasp)
Lineage: Eukaryota; Metazoa; Arthropoda; Insecta; Hymenoptera; Vespidae
Gene: Acsl
Product: Acyl-CoA synthetase long-chain
Biological process (GO): neuron differentiation; long-chain fatty-acyl-CoA metabolic process; long-chain fatty acid metabolic process
Cellular component (GO): plasma membrane; endoplasmic reticulum; lipid droplet
Molecular function (GO): palmitoyl-CoA ligase activity
Source: RefSeq, a predicted model, not a curated record
UAGUUUAAGAUUGCCGAGCGGCAAGAUGGCUGCGUCAAGUCAGAGUAAACCUAAUACAUCCCUUGUUAUUUUCCGGUGGAAUUAGUAGCGUCUAACGUGUAACAUAUAACAGAACGUAGAUCUACAGAGUUUUCAUUGGAUAUCCAGUUUUCUCGGGAGGAAUAAGUUCGCGUUGUCGUUGAUGACAUAUUCAAAUAUUCCAUUUAAAUUCUAUGGGCGAAGAAAUUUGACAUUUAUUAAAGGGACAACUAUGACAAUCUAGAAAAACUUAUUCGAACGUUAAAACGAUCAUUACCACAUUUUUUCUUAUAUUUUCAAAUAACGAAGUAUAUAUAUCGAGGAACGAAAAGUUAUAGAAUCCAAAGAAGGUUAAUUUAGCGAAGUAAGUGUGACAGUGUUAGUGACACGUAAUAGGGCAAAGAGGAGAAGCACGUGGUAUCACUUGAGUGCUUCGUGUAAUAAAAACGGUAUAUCCUGUGGAAAUUAUUAAUAUAAUACGACGAAUAAAAAAAAAAAAAUUAACAGACAAAAAGAGGAAGAAAGAAAGAGGAUAAUAAAGUACUUCGUACGAAGAUCCUUUUCCUGAGAAAUGGAAAGCUUCUGGAUCAGCACUGCGAUCCACGCGAUCAAAGCUUUAUCGUACGUGUACGACCUGCUGACCUUUCCAGUAUAUCUCAUCCUUCAACGGCCAUGGGAAAAAAGAAAGGCCUCGAGAAGGAUCAAAGCACGUCCCAUCAGCAAAAGUGAAAAUUCCAUUACUUAUAGAAGCGUUGAUUCACCUGGUCCAAUGCAUAUCAGACUUGAACGUGAAAAAGUUCAAACGCUUGAGGCUGUCCUGCUUUGGGUUAGUAAAAUACACGGUGAUAAAAAAUGUCUUGGUACAAGACAAAUACUUGCUGAAGAGGAUGAGGUCCAACCCAAUGGAAGAAUCUUUAAAAAGUAUAAAAUGGGUGAUUAUAAAUGGAAAUCGUACGUGGAUGUUGAAAGAUUGGCGGCUUCCUUUAGUCGAGGAUUGGUCGAGAGUGGUCUCAAUGUACGUAAGAACAUUGUAAUUUUUGCUGAGACUAGGGCGGAAUGGAUGAUAGCAGCCCACGCAUGUUUCAAACAAAAUCUCACGGUGGUAACGAUUUAUACGACACUUGGAGACGAAGCCAUAGCUCAUGGCAUUAAUGAGACUGAAGUUGACACAGUUAUUACCAGUCAUGAACUUUUACCAAAAUUUAAACGACUUUUACAAAUGGUACCCGAAGUUAAGAAUAUUAUUUAUAUGGAGGAUCAACUUAAACCAACCGAUACAAAGGGUUACAAGGAAGGAGUACGACUGAUACCAUUCUCAGAUAUCAUCAAAGUAGGCAACACGUCUAAAGUAGUAUCAGUUUCACCAAAAGCCGAGGAUACUGCUAUUAUAAUGUAUACGUCAGGUUCAACAGGUGUACCAAAAGGAGUAUUACUUUCUCAUAGAAAUAUCAUGGCAACAUUAAAAGCAUUUUGCGACAUGGUUGAAAUUAGAUCGGAUGACGUUUUUCUUGGAUUUUUACCACUCGCUCAUGUUUUCGAACUUCUUGCCGAAAGUGUAUGCUUACUUACUGGUGUACCUAUUGGUUAUAGUUCACCUCUUACCAUGAUUGAUUCAAGUAGUAAAAUACAACGAGGUUCCAAGGGUGAUGCUUCGGUUCUUCAUCCAACUUGUUUAACUGCAGUACCGCUUAUACUAGAUAGGAUAUCCAAAGGUAUUAAUGAAAAAGUGAAAAAAUCUGGACCCUUCAAACAAGCGAUCUUUAAUUUUGCUUAUCAUUAUAAAUUAAAAUGGACUAAACGCGGAUACAGUACUCCUUUGUUCGACAAAUACAUCUUUGGUGCAGCCAGACAGAUUCUUGGUGGUCAAGUGAGAGUUAUUCUCUCUGGUGGAGCACCUUUAAGUCCUGACACUCACACUCAAGUUAAAUUGUGUCUGUGUGUCAUCGUUAUUCAAGGAUAUGGUCUUACGGAAACUUGCUCUUGUGCUACCGUCAUGGAUACAUAUGAUAGAAGUACUGGAAGAGUUGGAGCACCAACAACAGUUUGUGACAUUCGUCUUGAAAAUUGGGAAGAAGCUGGUUACAGAGUAACCAAUUUACCAAAUCCAAGGGGUGAGAUCGUUAUCGGAGGUGAAAACGUCUCCUCUGGAUAUUAUAAGUUACCUGAGAAAACAAAAGAGGAUUUCUUCCAGGAGGAUGGCAGACAAUGGUUCAGAACUGGUGAUAUAGGUGAAGUCCAUCCCGAUGGUUCCAUAGAGAUUAUAGAUCGCAAGAAAGAUUUGGUUAAAUUACAAAUAGGUGAAUAUGUUUCAUUGGGUAAAGUAGAAGCAGAGUUAAAAACCUGUCCAGUUGUAGAAAACAUAUGCGUUUAUGGUGAUCCAAGUAAAUCUUAUACAGUAGCACUGAUAGUACCUAAUCAUCAUACACUCGAAGAGAUAGCUGCUAAUCUUGGAAUUACCGGUAAAACUUUUGAAGAAUUAUGUAACGAUCCGAAGGUAGAAAAGGCAGUACUUCAAGAGUUGGUUGAACAAGCUAAGAAAUGUCAGUUACAAAAGUUUGAAAUACCUGGAGCAGUUAAACUUUGUCCAGAACAAUGGUCACCCGACAUGGGCCUUGUAACAGCUGCGUUUAAACUUAAGAGAAAGGCCGUACAGGAACGUUAUCAACAUGAAAUCAACAGAAUGUAUGCUUCGUGAUGUCGAACAAAAAUGUGUACGAAGUGUAAGAAGUAAUUUGUAUAAAAAAAAAAAAAAGAAAAAAGAAUAUGAAAGAUAAAAAGAAACAAACAAACAAAACCAAAUGUCUAAGGAAGAAAGAAGAUGGCCAUCCUCGUCUGAUGGGAAAGUAGUAUAACUCGACAAAACUUUAGACACUAUUUUUUCUGAUAAACAUGAAGGAAUAAUUUUAACAAAUAAGAACACAACAAACAAAGUAAAAGUAAUCACAGAUUAUUAUUAACAAAAGGGAACGAAUUUAAAAAGUCCUUGUACUUGAAUGAAAAAGUUUAAAAAGCUUUGUAGCAUCUUUUUGUUAUUAUUUGUCUUCCGAUAGAAAAUGCAGAUUUUGAUUUGUGUUUUUUCAUCAUCUUUUCUAUAUAUGUAUAUAUAAAUAUAUAUGAAAGGGAUUUAUUUCUAGGAGACGUUUUAUCUCUCGAUGAAUAUAUAUAUUAUAUGCUAUUCAAAUUUUCAACGCGUAUUAAUAUGAUAUGCAAGGACGGACGAUUCUAUUGAGAAUAUAUUUUUAUUUAAAUAUGAUAAAUAUAAUCUUGAUACAAACGGUUAAAUGAAUUGAGAAGGAAUGAGCCUAGUAAAAUAAUUAAUUAAAUAAAUAAAUAAGUAAAUAAAUAAAUAAAUAAAUAAAUAAAUAACAGUAAAGUGUCGAGAGAUAUAAAAAGCCGAGAUGGUGGAGGAGAGCUAUAAUAAAAAAUAAAAAAUAAAAUAAAAUAAAAAAAAAUAAAAAUAAAAA